Molecule: messenger RNA, 324 nt
Organism: Rangifer tarandus platyrhynchus (Svalbard reindeer)
Lineage: Eukaryota; Metazoa; Chordata; Mammalia; Artiodactyla; Cervidae
Source: the annotation of a GenBank genome assembly
AUGAGUCGGAGAAUAAAGUCAACAUAUAGGCCUAAAGGAAGAGGUUUUGGUUGUGGAUAUCCCAGGGCACUUAUCGAGGUUGAGGAACCUGAAGAGGAGCCAACAAUUGAAAGUAAGAACAUUCCACCUCCUCAAGAGAGAAAGGAUGAAGGAGCAUCUGCAUCUGCAUUUCCAGGGCCUGCCCUGGAGGCUGAUCAACAGGAACUGGCUGAGCCUGAGCCAAAGACCGGUGGUGAGCAUGGUCCUGAUGUUGAGGGGAAGGGACUGCUGGAUCCAGAGCCCAAGAAAAUGCCAGAAGCGGGUGAAGGGCAACCACAGAUUUGA